Ectocarpus sp. CCAP 1310/34 is the source of this 1641-nucleotide messenger RNA. The record is from the annotation of a GenBank genome assembly. NCBI's taxonomy places the organism in Eukaryota, Phaeophyceae, Ectocarpales, Ectocarpaceae.
ACCCCCAUUCAUCCCCCAACACAACACCGCCCUCUUUGCACUGAACAUCAACCAAGCAUUGUGGACGACGACGAUGAUGAAGCCAACCGCUCGUGGUCCUCUUUUCUUUGGCGUGGUGCUUCUGGUACUGGCCGCCUCCGGAGAGGCUUUCUUCGCGGCUGCCCGUGCUCCCGCCGUCUUCAAGUCCUGCGCUUUCAGGACCACCAAUACCAAUGUUAACGCCGUCCGCCACAGAGGACCGCAGGACCAGGAGGACCCGGAACUGAGCGUGUUCGACGCGGGCGAAACGCCAGUUUCUUGGGAAGACUACAAAAAGCAGAAGCCAGAUGAGUUCAAGCUAGACGCGGUGGACGAGAUGCAGUGCUGGAAGACGGACGAGUGUCCUGUCGAAGACGAGAAGAAGUUCACCAAGGCCUGGGAGAUACGCAGCGCCGAGAGGAACCCCACCAUGGAGACGCAUUUCGACAGCGAGGGCGAGUGGGAGGAAGAAAGCAAGGGUGCAUGGUGGAAGAAGUGGCACGAGGACGUCGGAGAGGACGACCUUCACGAGGACAUUGUGUCACCGGCAGCUAAGGACGGAUACGGCAUCUGAACUCUAGCCGCUAACAGCCAGCAGGGUUCGGCACCCAGGUCACCGGCGACAACAACACCUUCUCCCAUGAUGAAACAAAGUCGGCAUCUGACUGACGUCCAUCUACGAAUUCAGUGGUCGUGGUCGGCGCAGGCCGUGUGUAGGGAAUAUCGGUCACAACCUGUCGAGUCUCACAACACCACCGGCUGGGGCUUUGCGAAGGCAAGGGCAUGAUCGACAUAAAACCACGGUUUCAUACCCGCGCUACGGCGGUGUAUUCGAGCAGUUGCCCAACCGUUGUUCAUCAAGGCAACGUGAGAAGUGUCGGAAAAUAGGACAUCAUUGGUGCGUUUGUAUCUCAGCAGCAACAUACGAACUGCAUCGUCGCAACACCUGAGCAUCAACAACGUCAAGAUUUGGCUCCAAGAGGGCUUGACGGGGUUUGGGGGGUUAGGUGGGCCGUCUUGUUUUUCUGCGAGGACUUUUGCGUCUUUCUUUCCUUUUGGUUGUCAGUUCUACUCCCGAGGGUUUUCCUUUGUUGUUUGGUGAAGGCCCCAAGAGGGAUGGCAUACAAACACGGCACGUGGGUUUGAACGUGUAUUCAGGUGGUACUCAAUGUUUUACGCGAACGCCCAGUCAAUGUAUGUAAAUACAUGGCGCUACAUUCAACGUGCAGCGUUAGAGGAGGCAUCCCGACUCUGUCGUCCGCUGCUGUUUGUAUAUGAAUGGCCGUCGUCUCCUGGCCGUUGCACGUAAGUGGUCGCUUGAAUUUCGAAAGGUCGCGUUUGUCUGUGCUCGGCACGGUAAACCUACCUGUUGUCGCGAUGAACAAGGCUUUCGUAUAUCACGGGAGGCAUUUUAUGCAGGUCGAAUAGCGGAAGUGGGAGCACGGAGACAGCUGAUGUAAUGGUUCGAUUCACCUCUUGCGAACUGACAGAAAGAAAUGGGGUUUUCCCACGGGCAAGUUUCCGGGGGUGUUACGGGGGUCUUCGUCACUCUCCAACCUUUGGGGGAGUCUGAUCUCCAGACGAGCAAAGCGACACGAUGAUGGCUUGCUUCCAUCGAAGAUC